UCUCCGAAAACAGUUGAUCAAGGCAAACUUCCGAAAGCAAUUAGGCAACGACAGAGAGAGAGAGAGAGAGAGAGACUUGCUUUCACAAGCAAACUCCCACGCCAACUACCUUUCUCUUCCUCCCUUCCUCCCUCCGUCUUCUCUUCCUUUGACACAAUUCCAUUAGGCACGAUCUCGUCUCGAUCUAAUGUCGCAGAGGACUCGGACGCGCCCGCGGCGAGUCCCCCCGUCCGGCACCAGGAAACCCGAUUCCCACCACCUGCCAUCGCCUUCCCCUCGGAGUUACCCGCCGCCUCGCCGAUCAUCGGUCAACAGGCAGCCGAAACCGGCCGCCGAGGGCCUUCUGAAAAGGUCGUCCUCGGAGCCGAGGCUGGGGAGAUUUGGCUCGGUCGAGGAUGGUGUCGGGAGGAGCAUCAGCAGGAGGUCAAACCGCGGAGGAAGUGUGUCCAGGCAUGAGACGUGCACGGAUGUCAACGCGGCGGCUCCGGCAGCAGCAGCGUCGUCGUCGUCUUCUUCUCUGCUGGGUAUGACAUCUCCUCCACCGAAUUACGAGGGACCGAAGGGAGACGCGAAGGUGGUGGUGAACGUGACGGUGGAAGGAAGCCCGGGGCCUAUAAGGGCCAUGGUCAGGCUGGGGUCCAGCGUGGAGGACACCAUCCGGCUUGUCAUGGACCGCUACGGCCGCGAAGGCCGGGCUCCUAAGCUGCUGCCCCAUCACGCCGCCCCGGCUUCGUUCGAGUUGCACCCCUCUCACUUCAGCCUCCACGGUCUGGACAAAUCAGAACUGAUUGGAGAUGUUGGUAGCAGAAGCUUCUAUCUGCGGAGAAGCAGCAAUGGUCACGGUGCAGGUGAAGACUCUGCUUCUUUGGUUCCAGAAGUCGUGUCCGCGAAAUCGACCCCUCCGUCGAUCCCGCCUUCUCUCCUCUUAGCGCCGACUUUCGUCGCCCGAAGAAUCGGGAAAAUCAUCCGGAGGACGCCUAAGCUUUGGAGGUUCUUCAUUUGUUUCCAAUGAUCACUAGAGCGCGACACAAUGAAGACCAUGGCGAUACAUACAUUUAUUGAAACACAAAGACAGCAAUGUUCAUCCGCUUGCUUCAUUUCCCCAUUCAUAUCGCCUUCUUUGGAAUUCUUCUUCUUUGAGCACUUCAAAUUGCCUGCAUCAGCUCAUGUAUACGAUCUUCAGAUCCCAUUUGAUCAAAUGUUCAUAUUGUGGCAAUUGGAAAGUAUAUUUCUUUUCCCCACAUAAUGAAAAGAUACUUUUACCCUAGAAA
Molecule: messenger RNA, 1271 nt
Organism: Syzygium oleosum
Lineage: Eukaryota; Viridiplantae; Streptophyta; Magnoliopsida; Myrtales; Myrtaceae
Exons: 3
Coding region: 188-1012 (274 amino acids)
Source: RefSeq, a predicted model, not a curated record